Messenger RNA from Paraglomus occultum, 2424 nucleotides. NCBI's taxonomy places the organism in Eukaryota, Fungi, Glomeromycota, Glomeromycetes, Paraglomerales, Paraglomeraceae. The record is from the annotation of a GenBank genome assembly.
AUGUCUACUCCAGCAACAAACCCUACAUCCCGUCAUCUAACCACCACUACCACAAACUCGAGAACUCUUUCCAAAACGGCCGAACCGGGGAAUUCAUCCAGCUCCUCAAUACAACAGCCUCCUCCGUCACCUCGUGCACAUUCCAAAUCAAUACUCACGAUAGCGCUACAGAAGGCUCAAUCUGCCGUGCUAUUAGACUCUGCCAAUAAUGUAGCCGCUGCGUUAGCCGCAUACAAGCAGACUGUAAGGCUGUUAUCGCAAGUGAUAGACAAAGCUGCUAAUGAAGGUGAUCGCCAAAGGUUACAGAAUAUCCACGACACAUAUGCCGAACGAAUCAAACUACUCUCGACUAUUGUCCCUUCUCCUAAUGAAGACGUAACUAACUCGGAGAAUGAUCCAAACAACAAUACACGCAAUAAUAAACAUACUAGGCAACGGAGUGCUAGCUGUGCAGAACCAGUGACUAGUCCACAGACAGUUAUUAAUUCUAAAACAGUGGACAAGCGUAAAAGCAAUUCCUCUGAUCACAAAAAGCGGAUCGAUGUUCUGGACAAGGCAAUCCAGAAGAGGGGUUACACAAAGUCCUCGCCAGCAGAUACAAAAGUACUCCACUAUACUAAUUCAACUGCAUCAAGCCAAAUGGACGAUCCAAGUCACGUUAAUGUCACUAACGUUAAUGGCAUUACAUUUAAUGCGAACGUACCAGAUACGACUAGUGAUUCAGAAUCCGCACAGAAAGCAGGACCAAGGAGAAAAAAAUCAACGUCUUCAGUAUCAACAACAAGAUCAUGGAACUCUAGAAAAUCUUUCAUGUCGGAUAAGACAACUCCUCCUCAAUCAGAUUACGAAUCGGCUGCAGAAAGACCAAAAUCUCCUGCAGAAUCUACAGAAGGAAACGAAUCGUCAAUCAGUCUAUCUGACUUUGGAUCGGGAUCGGAAGAUCAGAACGAUGUUUAUGGGCCUCUUAUCAGAGAUGAAGAGGCGACGCAAGGCAUAAAGCAUGUAAAAAGCAAAAGUGAUCCAACAAGAAUCGAUACAAAUCCGAAUGGCAAUUCAAUGACAUACAAACAGCAAUUAACUCAGUCCGAACAGAAGCGUUUUCAAUCACCGCGUAUUUUAAUUCCACCUCCCCCUAAGGGAGAUCCACCAAAACCCGCACAACUUAAGACGUUUCAACCUGAAAUUAUAAAGUAUGUAAAACCCAAGGUUUUUAGUCCAACAUUUCUACCUCCUGAACCACCAUCAGUUCCACCUCCAGGGACGGAGGUAUUAGAAAAAAAGAAAUCAACCUCAGUCAAAGCUAGUCCCUCACCAAAGCCAUUACCGAUUUCAUCAAAAUCAGAACCUAAUCUAUUAGCAAGCCAGCAUCAAGAUUUGAAUGAUGAUGUUGCUAAUAAGCCGUUACCAACCCAAACACGUUCGAAAGCAUCUACGCCCUCUACAAAACAACUUUUUGGUAAGGAGGCACCUACAAGUCGACGGCCAGGACCCCUUCCCUUGGUGCAAGAAAAACAAUAUAACUCCCGUAUAGUACUUACUCGUGUAGCAUCGAGCCAAGAUACUACAACCCCAUCAAGUCCUGGCCCGCCCAGACGAUCAGCCUCGAACCCUGGUCAAUCGCGAAAAGGUCAUAAUGCCACUCGAUUUAAUCCGCAUUUGUCGACUCUGCCUGGAUCGCCUACUUCACCGUGGGUCUCGGGUUUUAACAUGCAGUCACCACCGCUUGGUAGUCCGAUGAGUCCGCUGUAUAGGUCAGAUUCUGCAAGAUUAUAUGAUGCAAGUUAUUCCUCAUUGGUCAAUACGAGCUCUACGCAUUCUCUCGAUUCGGGUGUUUAUGUGCCGGGCCAGAAUGCGCCACCAGAUUUACCUCCGGAUGAUGUACAUAUGAGGCCGUUUUGGUUAAUGCGGCUGUUGGGGCGUACGAUGGCGAGUGGGGGAUAUCUAACCGAAAAGCUGUAUGUUCCUAGUAGUGUUUGGGGUCAGGCAACUGUUAAGCUGUCUGCUAUAGAAGCAAAAGUUUCUAGUUGUGACAUUAUAUAUAACUGUUUGUUGAGGCUGGAAAAGAUUCCUGUUCACGAUAUGGAUGGUCUUGUCAAGGAAUUGGACUCUAUCGAUUCUACUAUUGAAUCUAUCCAAAAUACUCUGGCGCGUAAGCUCAGUUUUGUAGAGUCGACAAAUGGAAAGAGUCGCCAGAGUACUAAUUCUAUUAUGAAUUGGGGAAACAAAAUAAGUCAGCGGCUUGAUCGAAUGUCUGACAAACGUAGCGAGACUAAUGCAUAUGUAGAAAUUUUAUUGAAAGUAUUUACUAAUGCUAAAGUUGUGGCCGACUUUUUUGGAAAUGUUAUAUGUCGAUUUGUAGUAAAAGAUCUCGGGAUACUCAUAGAUAAAUACGUUAAAAGAGGAGGGCACUGGUUAACAGACUAA